AUGCAUUUUGUGAAGUGGGAUGAAACAAAGUAUGAGCGUCUAGGUGACUUCUUAUUGAACAACCACACAACGGCAUGGAGAAUAGUUCAAGAAAGCCUAGAAAUCCUCGAGACAACAAGGCAGAUGGACCCCAACUUUGAACCUGAUGUGCAAUGCCCACAAUGGCUGGAUGAAGAGCACAACUACAUAUCCUCACUUCAGUUUGAGCCCCAAGAUGAAAAGGCGAAGGUCGUGUAUUUAGAGGCCACAGAGCAUCUUGAGCGUGCAGAGGAAACCGUACGCUACUGGAUAGCGCAAAUAGCUGUCCAGGCUAGGCUACCACCCCAACAUGCUGACCGACAUUUGCGAGAGGCAAACGAAGCUGUUGAGAGCACACGCGCCGCUCUGGCAACGUUGGGGUUAGCUCUACCGGCCAUGUCUCGUACACGACCUUGGGUGCCUGGUUCUCCUGAGCGGCUUGAAGCAAUCGCUCUGCGCCAGCAGAGGGAUUAUAAUCACCUCCUUGAUGAUCUCGAGCAUCGUGCAAUAUCGCAUAUCGUGAUUUUACGGGGCCGUGACGAUGUACGUGAGAAACCAUGGGCAAAGCCCCUUCUCCGCAAGGCCACCCGAGCUUGGCAUAAGCUUCAACGAGCCCGUGAAGAAAUUGACACUGUCAGACUUGAAGCUCAUCAGGUAUGGACCUCGAUGGAAAAUGAGGAGGCUUGGCUGCGAGGUGCCAUUGAGAACACUCGAUCGACCAAUCCCGCUCUGGCAAGAUAUAUUUCCGCUACUUCCCAAUACCGCCUCAACGUCAAUGCACACCUACGUUCCAAACUCGCCCAGCUGGAUAAGCUCGCACAUUUUUUAACUGGUGACGGGGAAGGGACGACGAGCGGACCACCAGCGAGCCCUGACACUUGUGGCAGCCCAGAAAACACGAAUAGCAACCCACCAAACAUACCACCCAAUGAAACCCCCUCCACGACACUGCCCAGCUCAACCACCAAUCUCAUACCCUCUGAUGAUAUCGAUGGUGGGAUGGCGGAUGGGGGGCUGGAAACUGAGAAUGAGGAGGUUGAGGAGUCUCAUCGCCUGAUCGGUCGAAUCGCCAGUGCUUUGGAGAGCCUUGAUUUAAACUUUGUCUGA
Molecule: messenger RNA, 1125 nt
Organism: Cantharellus anzutake
Lineage: Eukaryota; Fungi; Basidiomycota; Agaricomycetes; Cantharellales; Hydnaceae
Exons: 5
Coding region: 1-1125 (374 amino acids)
Source: RefSeq, a predicted model, not a curated record